AUGGGAAUCCGUUAUAAAUUGGCAGUUGGUCUGGACAAGGGUCACAAGGUUGACAGACUCGAGGGUGGAAGAAAGCAGAGGCCUACCCGCAGAAAGGGGACUGCAACCAAGCAUGCCAAAUUUGUGAGAGAUCUUGUCCGUGAGAUUGCUGGCUUCUCUCCCUAUAAGAAAAGAAGCCAAGAGUUAUUAAAAAUCCAGAAGGAUAAGCGUGCUCUGAAGUUCUGCAAAAAGAGGUUGGGCACCCACAUCCGAGGCAAAAAGAAGAGGGAAGAAAUGCAAGUGCUGUUGCAGAAGAUUAGGAAGGCACAGCAGGCCAGGCAGCACCAGCAACACCAACAGCACCAGCAACACCAGCAACACCAACAGCAGCAACACCAACAGCACCAGCAACAGUUUGAGUUUGAUUUCAACAAUAAAACAUGUGAACUGUUCGAAAAAAAAAUGAUGUAA
Candidula unifasciata is the source of this 450-nucleotide messenger RNA. Lineage: Eukaryota; Metazoa; Mollusca; Gastropoda; Stylommatophora; Geomitridae. The record is from the annotation of a GenBank genome assembly.